Colletotrichum scovillei is the source of this 2102-nucleotide messenger RNA. RefSeq lists its product as uncharacterized. The transcript has 2 exons. Bases 375 to 2102 code for a protein of 575 amino acids. Gene Ontology annotation, molecular function: zinc ion binding; DNA-binding transcription factor activity, RNA polymerase II-specific. The record is from RefSeq and is a predicted model, not a curated record. Gene Ontology annotation, biological process: regulation of DNA-templated transcription. Lineage: Eukaryota; Fungi; Ascomycota; Sordariomycetes; Glomerellales; Glomerellaceae.
GAGAUAGACCAGGGUUACUACGGAUGAUGAAAGAGCGUUUUUAGGCAGCAAUAAUACAUCGUUCCUUCGUUUCCUUUGAGCGCUUACAAAGUCACAACAAAGAGAGAGAAAGAGGAAGUACAGCAGCAUCAAAUCUUGUGUAAUAACCGCUGCUGCUGCUGCCCGCCAAGUGUUCCGGUUCUGGAAAUGCGAGAGACUACAAUUCGGCGACCUCGCAUCUGUACAAAGACAUUAUAGCGGGAAACACACAGUCUCCGAGACCCGAGUACCCGGAAACCCCAAUAAUCCCUUACCAGAACCAGAAGGCACUUUUGUCUUCUCUCACUUCUCCGCCUCUUACUUACACCAAAGGCCCAAACAAAACUCCGGCCCUGAUGCCCUCUCCCGGUCCCCAGAUUCUCACCUUUGCGCUCGAGAACUGGCCUCACAACGCCGGGCCUACUACCAGGGCUAGUAAGCCCAAAGUCCGGACGGGAUGCGUCACAUGCAAACGACGCAGGAUAAAAUGUGACGAGACAAAGCCGUCAUGUCAAAACUGUCUCAAGCGGCGGGUGGAAUGUGAGGGGUACAAACCCAAAUCGCCAAACGCCUCCUCCUCUCCCGGCGCUGCCUCAAAACAGCUCAUCGCAACGACCAGCCCCAACGGCAGCUCCACCUCCUCCUCGCCCUUCUCGGUAGAGCCGAGCUACCAGAGCCUCGUCUUCACGACGCAGCUCCAAAAGGACCAUUUCGACCAAUGGCUCUCCUUCGCCGCAGACACCCUCGUCUUCCCCUCCCAGCUCAUCACCGAGACCAUCCCGCAGAUAGCCCGCUCCGACCUGGCCGUCCGCAACGCCGCCUUCGCCAUCGGCGCCGCCGCCCUCGGCAGCGGCACCCGCGAGGAGCGUCUCACGGGUAAAGGCCCCUACUUCGCCGACGCGCUCGAGUACUACAACCGCGCGCUGCAGCUGACUGUCAAAUCCCCGCCCACGGAGGAGACCUUCCCCAGCGUCCUCAUGACGUGCCUCCUCUUCGUCAUGUUCGAGGCCCUCCACGGCGACAGGAGGUCCGCGCUGACGCACCUCAACCACGGGUACAACAUCCUCGACCAGUACGAGAAGCGCCGGUCAAAAAAGAUGAAGACGACGAAGCAGACAUCCCGCCGCGACCCCCUAGUCGACGCCAUCGCCACAAACUUCCAGCGCCUGACGCUCCAGUCCUGGAGCCACAACGGCGACCACCCAAAGGAGACGGAGAAGCAAGUGCCCUGGUGCUGCCGCGGCCAAGGUACCUCGCGCUACGCCGUCGACGAGAUGCCCGAUACCUUCACCUCGCUCGAUGAGGCGCACCGCUGGUGGGAGGUCACCCAGCACCACGUAAUCCACCACGCGCCCCUGAUCAUCGGCUUCCGCGUUGAGGGCACGGGCAACAAAGCGCCGUCCUUCCCGCCCAACGUCAGCCUGCCCAUCAACGAGGAGCAAGUGAAAGCGCACGACCGCUACGUCCAAGCCUGGCGCGCGCGCUUCUCGCCCCUCCUCGAAGCAGCGCAGGAGAAAAGAGAGAAGCAGGCGAAAGAAGAAGGAGAAGGAGAAGCAAAGUGCGAUACGAGAGAGUACCUCAAAGUCCUGGGCCUGCGCAUCCACUCCACCUACCUCUCGAUCCCGAUCCGGACGGCAAACUACUGCGACACGGACGAGCUGGCGGCCAUGACGCCCAGCUUCCGGCUCUACGUCGACCUGAGCAAAGAGUUCCUCGAGCUCCAGCAGCGCCUGCUCAACGCCUCGGGCGAGAUGUUCACAAUGGACAGCAACAGCCCGACCUGGCCCCUCGGCGCGGCGACGAUGCUCUGCAUGGACGAGACGGUGCGGGCCGACGCGAUGCGGCUGUUCCGGGAGUACCCGCGCCGCGACGGGCUGUGGGACACGCAGACGUGGUUGAGCAUGCUGGAGAGCUACAAGGAGGCGAACCAGACUAUUGUGAAGCAGGUCGGCGAGCGGGAGUCGCAGCACAUGUUUGACGUCGAGGUUGUGUAUGAGGAUAAGUCUGUGGUGUGGAUUAAGCAGGUGGAGGAUCCUACGAGCGUGAGCCCGGAUGAGUUGAAGUAUAGGAUUGACCUCCCGUGA